Moneuplotes crassus is the source of this 1216-nucleotide messenger RNA. Lineage: Eukaryota; Ciliophora; Spirotrichea; Euplotida; Euplotidae. The record is from the annotation of a GenBank genome assembly.
AUGAGUACCUUAACUAAAGACCAAUAUGUUUCUAAACUCAAGAAACUGAAUGAGAAAUUACGUAACAAACUCAAAGAUCUCAACGGCAGACUUGAGAGAGUCCUCGAUAGAAUCAAUACAAAGCAACUACUAGCUAAGAAGAAGCAUAAGGAAGUCCCAGUUGAGAAGCAAAUAAGCGUCUGCGAUAAGGAAAUAGAAAAUGCUCAAAAGCAGUUAGAGAGCUAUAAGAAGGAAAUCCUCAGGCUCACCGCUAAGGUAGAACAACUCUCAGAAGUUAACAAAGUUAUCGACCUUGAGGAUGAGAUUAAGGCUAAGACUGAGAUCAAAGCAAAUCUUAAGAAGGAGAUCAAGCAGCUGGAGAGAAACAUCCAUGAUCAAGGUAAAGAGCUUGAAAAACUUGCUAACACUGAUGACCACCAUACUCAGCUUAAUGCUCUAACUGAAAAAUUGAGAGUCUGGAAAGAGAAGAACACUAAACUUGAGACUAACAUAGAAAGAGAAAAGAAAGCCUUCAAAGAUCAAUCAGAGAAGGUAGACAAACUUAAAACUGAGAAAACUAAACUUGAGGAGGAAGUUAAACAGCUAAUGAGCGAGAAAGGGUGGAAGGAACCCGAUUCUGAAGCAAACAACCAGUCAAAAAUGGAAGAGAUCAAGAAAAUGAAGGAAGAACAAGAAAGGAUGCUCAAAAAGAACAAAAAUAGGAAAGAAGAAAGAGAAAUGGAUAAGAAACUUGAAAAGCUUGAGAAAGAACUUGAAGACCUCCAAAAACAACUUAGGGAAAAAGAGCAAGAAAACAGAAUUUCAACUAUGAAGAUUAAGCAAUACCAAAGAACCAUCAAGCAAGCCAAGCUGAAGCCUGUGAAGCUCGAGGAGGAAAAGAAAGAGGCUGAGAAUAAGAGAAAAGCUAGUCAGAAUAAAUCUAGAUCUAUCUCUAAACCUGCUAAGAAUAAAAUCUCAGGAGGAGUUAAUCGAAUGAAAAAGAGCAUAAAUAAUUCGAAAGAAGUCAUUGAGAGAAAGGAUAAUGGUGCCAGCCCCACCAACACUAAAGGACUUGGAGAUAAGUCCAAGGAUCAGAAGAUGAGCCUUGGUGACAAGUCAAUUGAUCAGAAAGCUACCCUUGGCGAUGUUAAGGCACCACCAGGCGGAGGUAAGGGUACAUUCGAGACUGAAGUUCACCUCUAAAUUCUCAAUAAGUUCAAUACUCAUGACUAUGAAA